CACACACACACACACACAGAUAGUCAUUGAAAACACUGAGGGUAAAAUAAUAAAGUCAAAUUAAAUAAAAUUGAUGAAAAAAGUUUAGACGAAGACAGAGAGCGUUAAUCUUACAUUAAGCAGAUGUACAAGUGCACACAUACACACAUGAACAGCAAUUAAUAAGGCGCAGCGUCGUGUGCUGCUUUGGCCACUGAUGAUAAUGAUUCAUUGCUUUUUAAACAAACCCUUGUUGCAAUAAAUUUCCGAGGUUCAAUAAAAGGCAACGGCACAUAGCAGCCGUUUAAAGAGCACCGGCCGCUGGAGGAGCGGGCGCGUGAGCCAUAAAGCUAACGGUGCGCGCCAAGUAAAACGCAAUAAUAAAUUGUACAUAAAAUGCCGGUGACAGUUGCGCGUCAAAAGGUGAGCGGCAAAGCGCGCAUGAACAAUGCACAAAGCAGAUCACACAAAGCAGACGACAGCGACGCGAAACGACGUGGUAAAGAACGUGUCACGAAUAAAAGGAAGUGAUGUGCCGCUAGCGCCUUGGAGUGCAUUGUACGCUGACAGUUUUAUACUAGUCGAAUUGACAGUGGAAAUUUUCGCCAUAUACGGCAGCCAAACAAAGAAACAAAGCACCUAGAGGCGGCCAAACAAAGAAAGAUUUUCUCUUUUUUCUUUCCGCGUGUGUGUGUGUACGCAUUGGUGCGUAUGAAGACACAUUUGCAGUCGCAUGUGUGCCCGAAAUCCCGCUGGGCACCCGAUAAACCGCUUAACCGCCACUGAUGCGGUUUAUUGCACCCACUCGCAGUCAGCUGUGCGGGGAUGCAGCGAGCGCAGUCAGCAGCCAUUCGCAUUCGCCAACUGUGCUGCGCUGAACAGCCCAGCUCAGUAUUGAACAGUAAGCGUUGCCAUAACAACUUCGCGUAAAUAUUCAAAUACCGUGAAUUGAAUUAAAAUGAUUCGAUUGAAAAUAUUAAUGUAACUCCCGUUAUAUUCGUUUAAAAAAUAUCAGUGAACAGCGCGAAGCUGAGUCGAGUUUUAACUGCAACAGAUUUUCGCGGUUAUUUUGCGUAUUUAUUUCAAAAAACCAAUAAAAAACAGUAGCAAAUCUACAUGAAAAUGUGGAAACGUGUAAAAUAAAAUAAUAAAUAAAAUAACAUGUGACAUAAGUGUUUGUGAUAAGUUGAUGUGUUUCGUUGAUGCGAUCAAUUAAGCGUAUUUUUAUUAAAAAUUAUUGAAGAAUAGCAAAAAAAAAAAAAAUAAAAAAAGAAUUACUGCAAUGAGCAAAAAAUGUUGAGCGACAAUAUUAAGCCAAUUAGUGAUAUAACGUGAAGUGUAAAAAGCAAAGAGUAAACAGCGAAUUGCUGUGCAUUUUUUAUAAAUUCGUGUCAAAAAAUAUUCCACCUUGUCCGUGACAACAACAGCCCGUCACAUUUCAAGGCUUUAAGCACAAAAAAUAUUCGCCAAAGCACAUUAUUGCAUUUUUGCACACUUGCCUCUAUGUGUCUAGGUAUAUUUGCGAAAUAAAUGUCAUAAUAAACGAAAUAAAGAGCCAAACGUCAAAAUAAAAGCUUUGGAUUAUAACGACGCGCACACACACCAGCGCAUACCUAUGUGCACGUACAGUACAGCGCACACAUAAGUGAGGGGUGACGACGCCGCAGCAUCACGUUCGCAUCCUGAAAGGAUUACGCACAUAAUUUAUUUACAUUUGUACAAGUGAAUAUAACAUAUUGUGCCGCAACGCGAAUUCAUAUUUCAAACAACAACAACAAAGGCAGCACUUGCACACAUAAAUGUGAAUUGCAUGCACCAAUAACAACACAGUUAACAUUACUAAAAACUUAACUUACCAACCCCACACACACGCAUACAAACACACAAAAUGGAGGAUAAUAACGUUAUCGAGGAGCAGGAUGAGACCACCACCUCGACUUCGAAGUGGCGAAAAACGCGCACCACAGUCAAGACCUCAUCGACAACCAAGACUACCACUCUCACUACGCCUGCCAAAUUGUAUGGCAAGGAUUUGAGCGAGUAUGAUGAGGUGGAUGUUGAUGCUCUGCUGGCACAAUUGUCACCGGAAGAAAUCAAUAUUUUGGCCAAAGAAGUCGAUCCCGAUGACAAUUUCCUGCCACCCGAUCAACGUUGCAGUUAUGAAUGCGCCAAAGAUCCCACUGGUCCGUUGAAUCGCAAAAAGCUUAUCGAGCAUAUUAAUAAGCAGGCCUUAGAAACACCCGAUGAGCCCGAAUUUGAGCCGUACGUUAAGGGUACAGUACGUGGCAAAAAAUGGGUAGCACCACCAAGAGAUGACCGUGAAGUAGCCGCUGAGGAACAGAUCGCCAUCGAUUUGGGUGAGGAGUAUGAGCAUGCGCUGAGUGAUGCUACACAAGAAGAGAUUAUCGAUCUGGCUGCUAUUCUUGGCUUCCACUCGAUGAUGAAUCAGGACCAAUAUCAUGCUUCUUUGUUGAACAAAGGUCAACCAGUUGGCAUGGGUUGGGAUGGUAUUACAAAAUCAACUCAACCAAAAUUAUUCCCCAUGGAUCCACCAAAUAACACAGAUGUCGAAGAAUCAAUUAAACGCGUAAAAGAUAACGAUUCAAAAUUGAUUGAACUGAACUUAAAUAACAUUAAGAACAUAUCCGAUGAGAAAUUCGAACAACUUUUCCAAGUACUGCCUGAAAAUGAAAAUUUGGAAGUUCUUUCCUUAACAAAUGUCGGUCUUACUGACAAGACAGCUCUCUUAUUGGCUGAAGCAAUUGAGAAAAGCAAAACCCUGAGAGUAUUAAAUGUUGAGACAAAUUUCAUUAGUCCGCCUGUUAUAGUGACCUUAGUGAAAGCCCUGCUCAAGUGCCGCACAAUUGAAGAGUUCAGGGCCUCCAAUCAACGAUCCUCAGUGCUCGGUAAUAAGAUCGAAAUGGAAAUAACCGAAUUGGUGGAAAAGAAUCCAUCUUUGCUCAGAUUGGGUCUGCAUUUGGAGUUCAACGACGCACGCCACAGAGUUGCCGCACAUUUGCAGCGCAACAUCGACAGAAUUGUACGCGUGCAAAAAUUGAAACCGAACUUGCCGAAAUUGAUUGUGCCGGCUAAUAUGGAGCUGCCGCCAGCAUCAACGCCAUCGCCAUCUUCCUCACCGUCGCCAUCGCCGCAGCCACGCAUUGAAUUCAACCUGGAGGAGGACGCCGACCAUGUGGCGGGUGGCGAUGACUUUGACCCUGAAAUUGAUCCGGACAAUAUGGUGGUGCCGGGUAGCCGUGCCGUGACACCCAACUCCGAAUUGCAAUCACCAUCACCGGCGUUCAAUCAAAGUGCCAACAGUUACAAUGCACUCAUUAAGAAAAGAUCUUGAGUUACGUCUGCAGUUCAGAUUUUUCAAUAAUCUGCACAGAAAGUCAACAAGAAUUCAAUAAAAUACUGAAUGAUCUUAAUAAAGAUAUAUUUAUAUAUAUAAUGAUUGAAGUAAAAGAAUAUAAACACAAAAAAAAAAAAAACUAUUUACUAAAUAUAUAACGCACUCGUAAGUUAAGACAAUUAAGUACAGCGUUUGAUGCAAGCAAAUGAUAGCGAAAAGAAGACGUGCAAACGCCGCCAGGAUAACCAGCCUCUUUAUAUAUAUAUAUACUUAGAAAGAGUAAGAGAAAAGCUAAUUCGUCAUUAAAAGCUGCUGCCGACAAUACCAGACUGUAACUGCACGGCUAGCGAGUUAACUUCUGCACAUAAACGCUUAAUUUAGACUUUAGCGCACUUUUGCACAAACAAAAAGGCGCGAAUUUAACAAAGGAUAUGGCGAAAAACUCAUCAAGUCGAAUAUAAAUUAAAAAUUAAACUAACCUCGUUGAAAAUAAAAAAAGAAUGGACAACAAAAAUUCUGAGAAAUGAAAAAAAAACAAAAUCAAAAACUAUAGUGCACAGUGUCUGUAAAACAACGUAAAACAGAACACCCAGAGGCACAUAAACACUAAAUAUAAAAAACAAUUAUAAAUGAAAACAAAAGAGGAAUAUAUUUUAACAAACAAGAAAAACGCUUAGGUUUACGUAAAAUCAUAUUCAUAUUUGCAUAAUUAUAUUUCAUACACACCCCACAUAAAAUAUAUGCGAAGUGUAUGGAGCAUGAAAGAAGCCGAUGGACUAAAAGAAGACGAAAGCUGAUACUGAUAAUGAUUUAUAAAACAAAAACGAAGUUUCGAGAAAUUCAAAAUGAUUUCUAGGAGUAAAUAUUUAUAUAAUAAACAAGGAAUUAAACUGCGAUUUAAAUUAUUAAGUGAAAUAUUAACUCUCCCAACCUAUAAACAAAAACUCACAACGUACUCGGCUGAAGCCCAAAGGAUUAAUAGCAGACCUCAAACAUUUAACACGAAUACCACAACAACAAAACAACCAAAAACCGAACAAACCAUAAAAUGUGUGAAAGCAUAAAUCUUUAUAAUUUUACUUACAAAAUAGUAAAAUCAUAUAUUUACUCAUAAUUAAGAAUAAUAUCGAUAACUACAAAAAUUAUAAACAAAAAUGCCGAAGAAAUAUAAUGCAGCAGCUGUUGCACAAUACACAAAUCCACCGAAAAACCUGUAUAUCUAAGUACAUAUGUAUGUACAGCAUAUACACUAUGACUGUCGUUUGGCGUGGAUGUCGGGCGCAAAAAAAUACGUGUAAAUCGCCUCAACCAGCGUAAAUAAACUGUGUGAACCAACCAACCAACCAACUAGCCACUUUGUUGUUCACCUUAAUUUGCAAAGCCAACCGUAAACAAACAGAAAAACCUCUACAAUAUACAUAAUUCGCUAUUACUUACUUACAAACAUAUGUGUGUGUUGAAACAAAAAAAAAGUAGAAAAAACAAAUAACAACUGGAACUUUUAAAACUGUUUUUUAUUAUUGAAUGAAUGUUUGUAAAUCAUGUUAAAAGCAAUGAAAACAAAAACCGAAAACCACCAAAAUAAAAAAUAUUUGUUCGACUAAUCACUCGCUUCAUCUACUACUGUUACUACCUACAACUACCUACAACUACUAUUCAACUGCCACCACCACCAGCAUGACCUCAGCAGCCACAAUAUAAGUUUCAAGAAAACUAAAGGGUGUAAUCAAGCAAGAAAAGUCCCAAUGAAUUAAAUUGUGCAAAAAAGUGGCCGCCUAAGACGUCUGGGUCACUUUAGCUGCAACUACACUGUGGGCGCUUGGCAGUAGAAGGCAUGCAGCGCACAACCGCACCAGAUCAAAGUGGAAUCGGAUUUAUACACACAAACCUACGACUUCAAAAAGCAAAUAAUUUACAUGAAUUAUAAUCCUACAUAGCCCACAAGUUACAUAUGCAGCAUUUAUAAUUCAAACACACGUGAAUUAAAGUUUGUAAACCAACAUCUGGCACCAAUGCAUGGGCAGUAACACAAGUGUAGAGCUGCGUAUACCGCACACUAAGCAAAAUGCACACACAAUUUAUUAUACUUAAUGAAAAUGCUUAAAAAAAAUGCGUACAGGUAUUAUGUAACAGGCGAUUUGGAAUAACAUAUAAAUGUUUGUUUGUUUUCUCAGCUUACCUACACACAUAUUUGCAUAUAUAGAUACAUAUAUACAUAUGUAUGUGCAAUUGAAAUGCUAUUUUAUAUUUAAAUGCUAUCGAAUUAUGUUUUAAAAGCGCGCAUAUGCGCAGAAUUAGUUUUAUUUAUGUUAUUAGUUUAUUGUUGAGGUUAUUUCAUUUGUAUCGCACACAAAAUGGUGUCUAAUUGUAAUUAUGUUUAUAAAUUGUAUGCGCUCUGUUGCGUUUUUGUUCCUUUGAACGCUAAAUAUUUGUAAAAAAUCAUGUAAUUUCCAUAGUGAAACUUUUGCAACACACUCACACACACAUAUACCUAUAUAAUUGCAUAUUUAACAGAAGCUGCCAGUUAAUAUACUAAAUGCAUGGUUAGUUUAUAAAAAUAUAUACACUUACAUAUAUAUUGUACAGUCAAGAGCUAAUGCGAUAGAUGCGUUCUUAUGCCACUCAAAAGUGGAAAAUAUCCAGAAGCUUAACUCGACCUACCAUCUCUACAAUCAAUCACUUACAUACGACCAAUAAGCUGUUGACUACCCCUUAUCAAUGCAAUUUCGAGUAUGUACAUUUAGUUUGUUUACUUUUAUUUCCGAGGUGAUGUCUCAAGCGAAUAAAUCAUGAAAAUUAAAAACUUGAAAGACAGCUAUAAUAAUUAUAUAAAAACUUCAAAAAAUGCACAUUUUAGUGAGCUUACAGUGAUAAGUGGCUGUCAAUCCACCAAAAUGGCAACUCAUGUCGCCCAACAAAGUCCACUCGAGUCUAUUUCAAAAAAAAAAAACAUGCGCCAUGAUUUGCAUUUUCGCGCGGUUUUCCUCGGGAAUGUUGGGGUGUUUGAAGCACUCGAAAGUCAAAGUUUAUUGCGUAUAUGUCUAAUUUUUUUCACAACCCCGCUACCUUUGCAGUAUAGAGAAAUUCUUUAAUAUUAAUUAAACUUCUGCAUUAAGAGAAAAAGGGAAGGCGAAAAGAACGUUUGUAUGAAUUAAUGAGCUUUUAUAGCCGCCCUUAAAAUUCAACUAAUUUAAAAUCAACAAAUAACAAUCAAAUUUGCUUCGGUUCAAGCAAAAACGGUUGGCGAAUGGCGUAACGGUAAAUUCAUUGAAUUCUCAACUUCACAUAAGAAUACUAAAUUUCAUUUGUAAGAAAAAGAAAACUCGUUAGUGUGUUACACGUAUUUUACUGCAUCCGAAGACUUACCACAGACAUUUGUUCACCACCCAAAUACACAAACAACAACUGCACACGCAUCAGAUGCACAUAUACAUAUAAAUAUAUACGUACAUAAAGUUAAAAGUGCAAGCACUGGCAAUUAUUCUCUUCAUUCAUAGCACUUACCAGUUGUAAUUGCUUAUCAAAGAAAGUAGCUUUUGUAUGGCGAGCGUUAAGAAAUUGAAAAUGAAAAAUAAAAAAAGUAUCAUGCUAUUUUAUAAUCUUAAUUAAACAGUUUUAACAAUCGAGCUAUUUAUAUUGCAACUGAUUGAAUUAUGAUUGAAUAUAUGAUUUUACUAUUUAAUGCAAAUUUGUAAAGUGUAAUAAUAAAAAGUUUAUAUAAACAUACAUAUAUAUAUUUAAUGAUGAAAGCUUAUAAUUAAUGAAAAUUGUAAAAUAAAAAUGAAAUAAAAAAUUUAAAAACGCUUAAAAAU
Bactrocera oleae (olive fruit fly) is the source of this 7146-nucleotide messenger RNA. NCBI's taxonomy places the organism in Eukaryota, Metazoa, Arthropoda, Insecta, Diptera, Tephritidae. The record is from RefSeq and is a predicted model, not a curated record.